This is a messenger RNA of Papilio polytes (common Mormon), 797 nucleotides long. It is a transcript of the gene Sumo, whose product is annotated as small ubiquitin-related modifier 3. NCBI's taxonomy places the organism in Eukaryota, Metazoa, Arthropoda, Insecta, Lepidoptera, Papilionidae. The transcript has 3 exons. Bases 138 to 410 code for a protein of 90 amino acids. Gene Ontology annotation, molecular function: ubiquitin-like protein ligase binding; protein tag activity. Gene Ontology annotation, biological process: protein sumoylation. The record is from RefSeq and is a predicted model, not a curated record. Gene Ontology annotation, cellular component: nucleus.
UCCUCCAAGCUACUCGAACGGUCGCCAUUACCACGCCACUUGCACGUUAUCGCGCCACCGGGUCUAGAAACUGUCAUAGUGAAGACUUUGUGUCUAAAUUAUUAAACUUUUUAUAAUUCUUUGUUAUUGUGUUCAAAAUGUCUGACGAAAAAAAGGGAGAAAGCGAACAUAUUAACUUAAAGGUGUUGGGUCAAGACAAUGCAAUUGUCCAAUUCAAAAUUAAAAAACAUACACCCCUCAGGAAAUUGAUGAACGCCUAUUGUGAUCGAGCGGGUCUGUCAAUGCAAGUGGUGAGAUUCCGAUUUGACGGUCAACCAAUUAAUGAAAAUGACACACCAACAUCUUUGGAGAUGGAAGAAGGGGAUACAAUAGAAGUGUACCAACAACAGACUGGGGGAGCGUGUUUCUAGCGUUAUUUGUAUAUUAAGGAACAGUCUAGUGGCAUGAUCAACAAUGUUGCCCAUCUCAAAAAUUUAAAUUAAGUUACUUUAAAAAACAAUAGUCUCUGUAAGUCGGGAUUUAUGUGAAAGUUGAAGAGGACUGCAUCCCAAAAUUUGUUGUUUUUGAGAUGAAAUGUUUCCGUUUUUUCUAACAUUAUUAUUAGGAUAAAAUUUGAUUUAAACCAAAUAAGUAACUUCAACUAUUCCAUUGUGAUAAUUAAGUUGACCCGACAGCCAGUAUUGUGAAUGCUGUAUGGCACUUUUUGGUCAACGAAAUUAGUUUUUGACAGAGAGAUCCAUCCCAUUGUCACCUCUUAAUUAAUGUACCUAUCUUAAAUAAAGUAAACGUAAUUAUUA